AAAAUUAAAAAAAUAAUAAAAAUUAUAUAUAAAUUAAAGAAUCUAAAACAAAAACGUAUUCAAUACGCAAAAAUAACAAAGACAAAAUAAAUUAAGCCAAAAAUAUAGCUACAAAGUGUAACUAUUGCAUGAUAUAUAUUUUUUUUAUUUUUUUGUUGUUUUUUUUUUCGUUGUAUAAAAUCCUCAAUAAUUCUCCUCUGCAAAACGUCGCAAGCUAAAAUAUCUUUAUGAGAAAGUAUAAUUACCAACCGUACUCGGCGUACCAGCACACCACCAACGCACAACAGCAGCAAUCCGCACUAAAAACACACAAACACUCAGCGCAUCCAUUACAUCAGCAGCAGCAGCAGCUGGGCACGUACACUUCCCGCUUCGAGCAGCAAGAAGAAAUAAUUUUACCGCCUCCACAGCAGCUGCCAACGCCAACAAUGUCGCCACAACAGCAACUACCCACACACGCUGGUUACCAGCAGCAACAACAGCAGCAGCAAGCACAACAACAGCCAACGCAGCAAGCGCAACUGCUGCAACAACAACGACAAACAGCAGAGCUGGAACAUCACAAACAGUUGCAAUUACAGCAACAGCACCAGCAACAGUUGGCCAACACCACGUUUGCAGAGAAUUUUGCAGCCUUACAGCAGCAACAACAGCAGAAUACAGCUGGGGCUGUUGCUGCCUCUGCCGCGAAUGGCAAUUUUUUUCCAACGACGUCAUCGCAGCCAUAUACGCAAGCUAACGACUAUUUGUCUUAUAAUCAAAAUAAUAUUAGCAACAACAACAACAACAGUCACAUGCAUAAUUGCCAGAAUAGCAAUAAUCCAAGAAAUGCAACAAAUAAUGAUAAUCGGCUGCAACAAUUACAACAACAACAGCAGCAGCAGCACCAAACGCAUUUGUCAUUUGUAAAUAAUCAAAAUCCCAGUAAUCGGCAAAUUCAAUUUCAACAAAAUCACCAGCAACAACAACAGCGACCACAGCAGCUGCAAUUGCCUCAUCAGCCGCACAUGCAACGGCUGCAACAGCAGCAGCAUCAAUUUCAGUUGCAUCAGCAACAACAACAACAGCAACCACAACAACGUCAAUACGCCAGCAAUAAUAAUAAUAAUAAUCACAUCAAUGCGCUAAGUAAUCAACAACAAUUGCACUUGCAACAACUACAGCGAGUAUUGUUGGAGAAACAACAACAAAAAUUACUGCAACACCAACAACAACUGCAAAUACCAACCUCAGUUACUACUAGCAACUGUAAUAAUGCCUUGCCUGUGCCCGCAACCACGGCGGUCAGCAAUGGUGGCGGGGACUACAGCAGCAGCGGCGAUGGCCUUGCCAGCACAGUUGACGAGGCAGCCGAUUGUCGAUUUUCGAUGGAUGCUUGCGAAAUUGCAAAUUUUCUGGCUAAUGAGCUUUUUAUGCAGCAGCUCGUUUCAAUGGAUGGCAUACAGAGUGGUGUACCUACGUUGACCACGUCCACGUUGACACCCACCACACUACGCAGCAUCGAGGAGACAUUCAUACAGCUGACAACUGAUCAUUCGAAUCCGCCCUGUCAGGCCGGUUUCAUACCGCCGCCCGUCAGUUCUUUACAAAGUUCCACAAGCCCGGUAUUCAUCGGUGGCCUACAAAACUACAACGAUGUCGACACGGACGACUCACAGGCAUCCUGGACCAAUUCACAAUUGAAUGAGGAAAAUUCGCUGGCGACAACAGAUACUUCAAGCGCCGCCACUGAUAGUACCUCAUUCCCGAACGGCCUCAACGGUAUUAGCAACGCUUCACUCGCUACCUCAAACACAUCGUCCAAAAAUGAUUUCACCUUAUUACACAGCGCCAUCGCAGCGGAAGCUGGCAAACAUGCCGGCCAUCUGUUGCUCACAACUUCGCCCAAUAGCAGCAACGUUCAUACCUCAAACAGUGCCACAGUUACGCCCGCACCGACACGUCGCAACCAAGGCGGCCGUCGACCUGCCAAAGCGACCAACAUGUCACCCGAAGAGGAGGAGAAGCGUCGUAUACGUCGUGAACGUAACAAAUUAGCUGCGGCGCGUUGCCGCAAGCGUCGUGUCGACCAAACCAAUGAGCUGGAAUUAGAGGUGGAUCGCUUGGUGGGCAUACGCGAAACAUUGCAGAAGGAGGUUGAAGGCCUUAAAGUAACCAAAAAUCGAUUGGCCUUCAUUUUGGAAGCACAUCGACCGACCUGCCAGAAGAUACGUCAAGAUCUAUUGAGUGUGCACACCUACGAUGGGCUGAUUGCGCCGGCGAACAGCAACAGCAACGACAGCAAUAGCAAUAUUAUUGGAGUUGAUACAACGUUGUCGUCUGUGGGACGCAGUGGCUCACCCAUCGAUCUCAAGCCUAUCAUUUUGGACAUCGUACCGCGCAUCAAGAAUGAACCUCUAGAUAGUACGCUCGACUCGGGCUCAUCACUGGACCAUGACGGGCCACCAUCACCCAAGCGCAUGCUGCUCUCCGACAACAAUCCGAUGAUACAGCCACCAUUGCCAAAUGUGGCCACACUCUCUGCUUCUUUGGCUGCGGCCUCUGCAUCCUUAAAUACACCAAUUGUGACGGCGGCACCGGUAAGUUUUGCCAAUUUCGUCGCCGGCACAAGUAUUGCCAACAACAACAAUAACAAUAAUAAUACUAUUGCGACCAGCAGUGCCAUUACAGGCACAUUGGUUGCGCCGCACAGACAACUUUUGAGUGGUAGCAAGCAGCGCCCCAACUCGUUGCCAACAAACCUACGCAGCCAGGCACAAAAUCUUGCUCUGAACACCGAACGUCCGCCAACAGACAUUAAUGGUGUAGCCAUACAAACGCCAUCGACUGGCAUGUUCAAUUUCGACUCGCUAAUGGAUGGUGGCACUGGACUAACACCCGUCUCAGGCCCCCUAGUACCGACUUGUUCAUCGCAAAACAAACAUCCAUUGGAAAUGCAAACGCCUACCAGUGAGCCAUCGAAAUUAGUCAGCUUAUAACAAUAAAAAGAACAGAGAACAAUGCGGAGCGGAGCAGGCUGGCGGAUGAAGCGUUGGUUGGAGGAGACAUGGUGUGAUGGAGAUGAUGUGGAGGAGGAGAAAAUGCGCCGGUCGAAGAUUGAAAUUUUUUCCAAGAGUAUUUGUGGUAUUGUGGCGUUGUGUUAGUGAAGCUUGAGAAGUUUUACAAAGUUGAUGCCAGGUAGCCAGAACCAACAACAAACACUAAGAUAUAUGCUUUAAAAUGUAUUGAAACGUGCCGUGUGUGCGGGCGGACGGUGCGUAUGCGCAACCUAUAACGCAAUAAAAAUGGGAAUCAGUUGCAAAUAUGUAAUAAUCUAUAUGUAUAUGUAAAAAUAUGUACUUGUAUAUGUUUCGAAACAGAUUUAACGAUGCGAAUGUUUUAAAGCGAUUUUUUCUUCAUUUAAAAAAUCGACAAUUUUGUAGAAUCAUUUUGUGCGUAAACGAAUAAUUUUAAGCAGUUAUAGGCAAGGCAUUAACACUAACAUACAUAUAAAAUGUUAAGUUUUCUUUUGUACUUUGUUCACAUAAUAUU
This is a messenger RNA of Anastrepha obliqua, 3531 nucleotides long. RefSeq names its product transcription factor kayak (gene kay). Gene Ontology annotation, biological process: regulation of transcription by RNA polymerase II. The transcript is spliced from 3 exons. Gene Ontology annotation, molecular function: DNA binding; DNA-binding transcription factor activity. The coding region runs from base 228 to 2978 and encodes 916 amino acids. NCBI's taxonomy places the organism in Eukaryota, Metazoa, Arthropoda, Insecta, Diptera, Tephritidae. The record is from RefSeq and is a predicted model, not a curated record.